AUGUCCGCAACGGCCUCGCAAGCAGAGUCGGCCGCAAUAUCCUCUAUUCCUCACAUCACGAGUCAACAGGAUAGAAGUAGACAGAUCUUUGUGGUAUCUCUGGCUGUGACAAUAUUGGCGACAACAUUCGUAGCGCUGAGAAUCAUCUCAAAGACUUGGGUGGUAAGAAAAGUAAUGUGGGAUGAUUAUAUCACUGUGUUAGCUUGGUUCUUCUUCAUGGCUCUAUCAAUUGCAAUCAUGAUCGGAACACAUUCGGGUUUGGGAACAGUUGGAAUCGAUAUACAGUCUAAAUGGAUUAUUCCAUUGGGCAAAAUCACCUAUAUUUUCACAGUAUUCUAUAACCCAGCAACGAUGACGAUCAAGUUAGCCAUUCUUUUCCUUUACAGGCGAAUGUCAGAAGUUCAACCUUGGUUUCGCUACGGAACAUAUGCUACGAUGACCAUCGUCACUCUUUCAGGAGUGGUCUGCACAUUUCUCGCCGUAUUUCAAUGCCGACCCGUCAGAUCAGCUUGGCACUCGCGCGAAGAAGGUGUUUGUAUCGACAUGAUAGCUCUUUUCCUCUCCACGGCACCAAUCAAUAUCCUUACCGAUUUAGCCAUCUUACUACUCCCUUUACCGAUCCUCACUGGCCUUCGGAUGGAAAUGAGACAGAAAGUAGCGCUCAUCGCGACUUUCUGCGUCGGUGGCUUCGUCACCAUCGUCGAUGUCGUUCGUAUAGCAUAUCUUCAACAAGCACUUUUAGCAGAGAGGAUCUACGGUGAUCAGGGUACUCUCAACGCUAGUACUCAAUUUGGUGAUUACGUGUUUUUCAUAAGUUUAUCCCUCAUGUGGUCUGUAAUCGAAGUCGCUGUGGGUUUGUGUUGCUCCUGCACGUUGGUCCUGAAACCUCUGGUCUUGAGGGUCGUUCCAGCUAUAUUACGGAAGAAGAGGGAUAGCCGAAUGACGCGACAAGAAACACACGCCUUGACUGAAAUGUCACUAUCUCCAGCAAAAAGCAGAUCACCAAGAUCACCUGGCUUCGAGGAACGUGGUAUAGCUGUUUUACCCGCACCUGAUGAAGCACCACACGCUCUCGAAAUUACUGUUGAGGAUGACCAAGACGAAGAAGGGGAAGGAGCUAUAUUUGAUUUUGCGGAAAUUCUCAAGCAAGCUCCGCCAGCGUCUGCAUCAAAAGCUAUCUCGGCCAACGGCACAAGAUCCGAUCCGCUUCCUCUUCUUCCUGCAGAUGCCAAUAUGGAUCAGAAGGACAAGAAACGAAAAAAGAGGGACCGUUCACUUUCAGUAAAUUAUGGCGCAGAUACCAAUGCCUCCUUCUUCCGAAAAAGGUGGCCAACACGUCGUAGUACCUUGUCGACUAAUCAAAGACCUCAUCAUUCGCAAGGUCCCACAGAGAAAUUCUUCGAUUUUGUCAAUAUGAGCGGCAACAAACCCCUGACAGAAUUGAGCGCAAGAGAAGCUUUGAGUCCCAUCUUAUUUGCCAGUAUUCUUUUCUUUUUGUGGGGUUUCUCCUAUGGAUUAAUAGGAAAUCUUAACGGAGAAGUCGAAGGUUUAUUAGGUUAUAAGCCUCAGCAAACAUUGAGUUUAAAUGGAGCUUAUUGGACUGCGUAUUUUAUCGGACCAACCUGUAUUGGGUAUCUAGCACUUACCAAGAAAGGAUUCAGAUUUACGUUCAUAUCUGGAUUAACAUUGUAUUCGAUCGGAGCGAUGGCUUUUUGGCCUUCGGCCGUUCUCACAAGUUUUCCUGGUUUUGUGAUCAGUAAUUUUCUCGUUGCUUUGGGCCUUUCAACAUUGGAAACAGCCGCCAAUCCAUUCAUCGCUCUUGCUGGACCGGGAGAAUUAUCGGAAGCAAGAUUAUUGUUUUCGCAAGCAAUUCAAGCUGUAGGAUCUUUAUCUUCCGGACUAUUAUCGCAACGAGCCUUAUUCACGAAUGUUGAUCAAAUGCGUUUAUUCAAGGUUCAAUGGUGUUAUCUUGCCGUGGCAAUAUUCGUACUCAUCUUAGCGGCUGUAUUCUACUAUGUCCCGCUCAGUGAAGCCACAGAUGAGGAUCUUGAAAUCAAAGCUCAUCGAAGAUUUGAUCAUGCUGGAAUCGAAGCUACUUCAAAAUCAUUCAACAUACCGACCAGAUGGUUAUUGACGGUGACUGGAAUUUUUGUCAUGUGUAAUUAUGUCGGAUCACAAGAAUCCAUUGGAUUCACUUGGAACAGUAUCAUUCAAGAAAUCAAUCCCGAUGUCGAUGAACAGUGGAUGAGAACAAUUGGACAAGCUGUUUUUUUCGUCAGCCGAGUAAUAAGUUCAGGAGCUUGUUAUAUUGGUAUACGUCCAAGAUUUGUUCUGGGAACCUGUCUCUUGGGUGCUUUUUCAACAUCUUUAUCAUCAAUGGUACUUCCACAUGGAAAAGAAGCUACUGGAACGAUGAUCUUGCAUAUGUUUUUCGAAGGACCCAUCUUCCCUUUGGUAUUCGCAAUUACCCUACGUGGACAAGGUAAACACACGAAAUCAACUUCGACAGGGUUGACGGCCGCUAUAUCAGCAGCAGCGUUUUUCCCUGCCAUAUCACACACCAUAGAGAAUAUGUAUUCUAACAACAAGCGAAUAUCUUUGGCAUUAGUUGUUGUUUCAUAUGGAAUAACAUCAUUUCUCCCAAUUAUGAUUAGCUUGAACUCGAACUUGAAGAAAUGGGUAGAUCCAAAAUGGUCAAAAAAGAGAGAAGGUGAUAUAAUAGCACCUGAUCACGAUAAGACAAAUCAAUCAAACCAUCAACCAAAUUACCUUCCUGAAACUAGGGAAGAUUUAGGUAUAACAAGUUCGAAUUCUGCCAUGGUGGGAUUAGGUCUGGAUUUGAAUGGAGGUGUUUUGAAAGAAACAGUUAGUUAUGCAAGUAUGAGAGGAAUAAAAAGUUUUGAUUAUGGUGGUUAG
This is a messenger RNA of Kwoniella shivajii, 2916 nucleotides long. RefSeq lists its product as uncharacterized. Gene Ontology annotation, biological process: transmembrane transport. Bases 1 to 2916 code for a protein of 971 amino acids. The record is from RefSeq and is a predicted model, not a curated record. NCBI's taxonomy places the organism in Eukaryota, Fungi, Basidiomycota, Tremellomycetes, Tremellales, Cryptococcaceae. Gene Ontology annotation, molecular function: transmembrane transporter activity. The transcript is spliced from 4 exons.